AUGCCCUCCGCAGAGUCGGAGACUUCAACUGACGGCAAGGAGGAAAACGGGGAGUGGGAGAGAGCAUCUACAGUGAAGCCAGACGACGAUGCCCAGCAACAAGCGGAGCAGGUCGGUAGGACACUGCUUCAACAGAAGGCCGACAAGGAAUCCGAAGACGAACCCGAAACCUUCGACAAGAUCGAAAUCACUGAGGAGGACUGCUUGAGCGAACUCGGCUACGCCUAUCCCGAAUGGAAGAAAUGGACAAUCCUUACUGUAAUCUUCCUGGUUCAACUGUCCAUGAACUUCAAUACUAGCCUCUACUCCAAUGGGCUGAAAGGUAUUUCGGAGGAAUACCACGUCAGUAUGCAAGCCGCACGGUGCGGCGCCAUGAUCUUCUUGGUACUCUAUGCGUUCGGCUGCGAGCUGUGGGCGCCUUGGAGCGAGGAACUGGGCCGAUGGCCUAUCCUGCAGCUCUCGUUGACCCUGGUCAACAUUUGGCAGUUUCCGGUCGCCUUGGCCCCUAACUUUGCAUCCAUCAUGGUUGGAAGAGCCCUAGGCGGCCUCAGCUCUGCUGGUGGCUCAGUGACCCUGGGAAUGAUCGCCGAUAUGUGGGAUUCGGAUAACCAGCAAUGUGCUGUGGCUUAUGUGGUCUUCUCGUCUGUCUUCGGUUCCGUCCUUGGACCAAUAGUCGGAGGAUUUGUUGAACAAUAUGUCAGCAGCUGGAGGUGGACGAUUUGGAUCCAGCUCAUCUUUGGUGGCUUUGUCCAGGCUUGUCAUUUCUUUCUGGUCCCCGAAACGCGGUCGACAAUCAUCAUGAACCGAGUUGCGAAGAGAAGACGCAAAGCCACCGGUGAAAACAUCUGGGGGCCGAACGAACUCGAACCUUUCAGAGACCGCUUCUCAGUUAAGGAAGUCCUCAUCACUUGGAUCCGGCCAUUCAAGAUGUUCCUUACCGAGCCGAUCGUCCUCACACUAUCGCUACUCAGCGGUUUCAGCGAUGCGCUCAUCUUCAUGUUCAUUCAAUCUUUCUCUCUGGUAUAUGCGCAGUGGCACUUUGCAGUCUUUGCAGUUGGCUUAGCCUUUCUGCCCCUGGGGAUUGGGUAUGUCAUUGCGUGGAUCUCGUUCAUUCCAGCCAUCAAGCGCAAUAUUCAUGAAAGGGAAUCCAAGCCAGGCGACGAAAAAGCCCAGUACGAAUCGCGGCUCUGGUGGCUUCUUUGGACGGCUCCUUGCUUGCCUAUUGGAUUGUUUGGUUUUGCCUGGACAAUUCAAGGACCCCCAAUUCACUGGAUCGGCUCCAUGAUCUUCGCUGCUCUUGUCGGUCUAGCCAACUAUGCCAUCUACAUGGCCACCAUCGACUACAUGAUUUGCGCCUACGGUCCGUACUCUGCGUCUGCCACGGGCGGCAAUGGGUGGUCGAGAGAUUUCCUUGCCGGCGUUCUUACCAUUCCAGCUACACCGUUCUUUGAAAAUAUUGGAGGUCGCCGCCAUCUGAACUAUGCUUGUACCAUUCUCGCUUGCAUAGCUACCCUCCUCGUCCUUGCCGUCUAUGUCAUCUACUACUAUGGCCCUACCCUUCGGAAGCGAUCACCCUUCGCCCAAUCCCUGGCAGAUGCACGCGCCGAUAAUGACGGCCGUCGCCUCUCCUACCUGCCUUCCGCAUCUGGGACCUCGGAGUCUAGAAGGCUCUCGAGGACGAAUACAAAUGCUUCGAGAGAACUGAAUUCGAGGAGGACAAGUCAGGCCCAGUUCGUUAGAAGGCAGAGUAUGCCGAGACUGGGGAGCGGGAUGGUCAGAUAA
Messenger RNA from Cladophialophora bantiana CBS 173.52, 1782 nucleotides. RefSeq lists its product as uncharacterized. The transcript is spliced from 3 exons. The coding region runs from base 1 to 1782 and encodes 593 amino acids. Gene Ontology annotation, biological process: transmembrane transport. Gene Ontology annotation, molecular function: transmembrane transporter activity. NCBI's taxonomy places the organism in Eukaryota, Fungi, Ascomycota, Eurotiomycetes, Chaetothyriales, Herpotrichiellaceae. The record is from RefSeq and is a predicted model, not a curated record.